This is a messenger RNA of Notolabrus celidotus (New Zealand spotty), 2209 nucleotides long. RefSeq names its product ECSIT signaling integrator (gene ecsit). The coding region runs from base 750 to 2120 and encodes 456 amino acids. Gene Ontology annotation, cellular component: mitochondrion. The record is from RefSeq and is a predicted model, not a curated record. Gene Ontology annotation, molecular function: protein binding. The transcript is spliced from 8 exons. NCBI's taxonomy places the organism in Eukaryota, Metazoa, Chordata, Actinopteri, Labriformes, Labridae.
AUUUCAUAACUCUGCUAACUUGACCAUUUUCGCGGGCAAACUUCAUGCUGAGAUGCGUUAUGCAUGUCAAAAUGUCUCCUUUCAUCGCUUUCUAACUCUUAAAAACUUGAAUCACUAUCAUGUAGUUUUAAAGUUUUUCACAUUUAGAUCUCCAGAAUAGUGAAAACACAACUUUUGAAGCCUCGACCCCCGAGCCUGUAGUAUAAAUAUACAUCACUUGUUUGGAAAGUAUCUGUCGCCACAGCGCGGCAGGGUUGUGUAGCGCAUGCGUAGUCUGACCAAUAAAGCAGACCAAUAAUCGACUUAGUGCAACAAUAAUAUUAUUAUUAUGUGAUUAUUUGGCUUUAAAGUUAAAUUUCAACUGUUCUCUUUACUAUUCUCUUAAUGUACGAUAUAGAAACACUGCGCAUGCGUUCCCUUAUUGCACCCCACAGUGCCAAAUAACGAACUAUAACUCAAUAUUUAGAGAACAACACUUUGACGCUACUUCGGGAUGAAUUUACAAUUUACAAUACAGUUAAAUACAGAUUGUUUUUAUUUAACUGUGUAGAAGAGUUUACCUCGGAACCUGUAGAACAGGCAAAUGUUUCUGUUGUCGGGGGAAGGCAAACCAUGGCGGACCUGGAUGUACAGCCGGCUUUUCAACAUGGAGGCGUCCACGGAGAGAGGUUCCUGAAGGAGACUGUUUACCUCACACGUUUGUUUAUUAUAAUACUCCGUUUUCUGGAUGGCACUGUGAUGUUUGUACCAUGAGGUGUGCACGCUGUCUGCUGCAGCUGAGGAGUCUCAGACUGGUGGGACAGUCAGUCAGACCUGCUGCCCAGUAUGGUGCUCUGCUUCAUUCAGCCUCCUCCAGUUCGCCCAGUGUGCUAUACAACACCCAGCAUCAGGUGUUGAGGCGUUUCCAUGGCAGCCCUUCAUGUGCAAAGACCCCGCCUGCUGAGUUGAUCAAAGAGCACGACAAAAAGAGGGACAGGUCUCUGGUUGCACAAGACGGCCUGUUUGAGCAGAUUCCUGCAGACGCCAAAUCCAAGGCCACAUUUAACAAAGUGGUGGAUGUCUUCAUUAAGAGGGACAUCAGACGGCGAGGUCACGUGGAGUUCAUCUACGCCGCUCUGACCAAGAUGCCAGAGUUUGGCGUAGAACGAGACCUUGCCGUCUACAACAAGCUGCUGGACGUGUUCCCUAAAGAAGUGUUCGUACCUCGAAACUUCAUUCAGAGGAUGUUCAACCACUACCCCCGACAGCAGGAGUGCGGGGUGCAGCUCCUGGAGCAGAUGGAGAACUAUGGAAUCUUACCCAACGUGGAGACCAAAGUCCUGCUGGUCCAGAUCUUUGGAGAGAAGAGUCACCCCAUGAGGAAGUACCAGCGUCUCAUGUACUGGUUCCCAAAAUUCAAAAACCUGAAUCCCUUCCCGGUCCCUCACCAGCUGCCUGAAGACCCCGUGGACCUUGCUCGCUUCAGUCUGAACCGCAUAGCUCACGACCGGGAUGCACAGAUCACCGUCUACCAGCUGCCGUGCACAGACAUCACAGAGAGCGGAGAGGAGAUCACACUGCCUCAUAUAUUAGGGAUCCAGAGCCCGGAUCAGAUCGAGCUUCUGGCCAAACACAACCCGAGCAGGCCGGUGUUUGUGGAGGGUCCGUUCCCUCUGUGGCUGAGGAAGAAAUGUGUUCACUACUACAUCCUCAGAGCGGACCCCGUACCUGCUGAGGAGAAGGUAGAGGAACUGUAUGAUCCAGAGAGGUGUUUGGACUAUCCUCUGCAGCUGGACCUGGACCUGGACAGAGACUUUGGGGACGAGGAGGCCUUCGACGUGGAAGACUUGGACGAGGGUCCGGUCUACGCCAUGUGUAUGACCAGUCAGGGGGACCAGUCCACCCUGAACCAGUGGAUCUCUGGACUCCAACAGAACAACCCGAUCCUGGGCCAGGUCCCCACUCUGUUCCGCCUGGAGGCCGGUCCCAAAGAGCUGCAGGGGGUCCGGGACUCGGACUCUAAAAACCGUCAGAGACCAGAUCCUGAGACUCAGAGAAAGGAGGGACAGACUGAAGAGGGGGGAGAGGUUACAGCGGAGCAAGAGACGAUGAGGAGGAGGAGUCAGGGAAUGAAGCAGUGAAACAUCAGGACAGACUGUUAGAAAUAUAAACAUGUGUAAAUAAGAGUGAACGGAGCGAGGCAAUCUAAUAAAGGACAUUUUAAAGGUGA